CGUAUCCACCCUCGCUCGAAGGAGGGCAGCCUUCCUCGCUCGAAGGGGCGGGUCCGUGCUCUCGAAGGGCAGGCGCAUCCUCCCUCGCUCUCAGGCCGGGUCGAGCGAGCGAGUGAGGGAAGAGCGGAGCGAGGGAAGGGCAGAGCGAGGGGUCGAAGGGGGGAAUGGCGUAUCCUCCCUCUCCCUCGCUCGAAGGGCAGGCGUAUACUCCCGCUCUCGAUGGAGGGCGUAUCCCCCCUCCCUCGAAGGAGGGCGUAUCCGCUCGCUCUCAGGCCGGGCGUAUCCGCUCGCUCGAAGGGCGUAUCCUUCCUCGCUCGAAGAGUCGAGCGCGCGUAUGCGCUCUCAUGUCGGGUGGAGCGAGCGAGAAGGUCGGGCGCGGGAGCCGCUCGCUCUCGAAGGAGGGCGAGCGAGCGAGUGAGCGAGGGUCGGGCGUAUCCUCCUUCGCUCUCAAGCGGCGUGCGUAUCCUCCCUCGCUCGCUCGAAGGGAAGGCGUAUCCUCCCGCCCGCAAGAAGGCGAGUAAGGAAAGGGCGCGGGUGUCCGCUUUCAGGCCGGGUGAAGCGAGGGGGCAAGGGAAGGAGCAAGCGAGCGAGCGAGUGAGGGAGGGAGGGCGUACCCGCUCGGAGGGCGUAUCCUCCCUCGAGGGCAGGGUGCGCGUAUCCGCCCUCGCUCGAUGGGUCGGCCGCUCUCGCUCGCUCGCAGGACGUCGCGCGUAUCCGCUCUCAUGUCGGGCGCGGGAGCGUGCGAGCGGGGGACGAUUGGUGGAGCGAGUGAGGGCGAGUGAGCGAGUGAGGGAGGGAGGAGCGAGCGGGGGAGCGAGUGAGCGAGGGAGGAAAGGGCGGAGCGAGUGAGGGAGGGAAGGAGGGAGGGAAGGGCUAUCUCUCUCGCCCUCCUCCCCCAGUAUCUGUCUCACCCUCCUCCCAACCGUUCUCGGUUGACAGGCCUCCUUUUGCGCCCAUCCUCCGCCCUCAUCCCCCAGAAACUAUCUCGCCCCUUCCCCGUCUCACCCCCUCUCGUCGCCCCUCGUCUUCCUCUUGCCCCCUCUUCUCACUCGCUCCCUCUUGCCCCCUCGUCUUCCUCUUCCCUCUUGCCCCCUCUUCUCACUCGCUUCCUCUCGUCCCCUCUUCUCACUCGCUUCCUCU
Molecule: messenger RNA, 1140 nt
Organism: Schizophyllum commune H4-8
Lineage: Eukaryota; Fungi; Basidiomycota; Agaricomycetes; Agaricales; Schizophyllaceae
Exons: 4
Coding region: 220-849 (209 amino acids)
Source: RefSeq, a predicted model, not a curated record